Ectocarpus sp. CCAP 1310/34 is the source of this 2688-nucleotide messenger RNA. Lineage: Eukaryota; Phaeophyceae; Ectocarpales; Ectocarpaceae. The record is from the annotation of a GenBank genome assembly.
UUUUAUCGUGUGUACCUCUCUCACGCCCUCGACGCUAACUAUUACUCCCGUGGAUACCCGAGCACUUCGUAACACCUUCACUUCUUUCGGAUCUCAUCACCAUGAUGACUACCCUGGCUUGUUUGGCUGCCCUCGUGGGCGGAGCGUCGGCCUUCACGGCGCCGAUGCCCAUGCACCGCGCUGCACGAUCCCCCGCGGGCGCUCUCAGCAUGGCGAACAGCAAGGCGAUCCCCUUCAUGCCGCAGCCGGAGAACUUGGACGGGACGAUGGCUGGGGACAUCGGCUUCGACCCGCUUGGCCUCUCGAAAAUCGACAUCGACUUCAGCGAGUUCAUCGUGCCGGGGGCAGCCGUGAUGCGCGAGGAGGGGGUGGAAAGCGAAUCGCCAGUGGACACCCUCUACUGGAUGCGCGAGGCGGAGCUUAAGAAUGGCCGCGUCGCUCAGCUCGCAGUGGUGGGGUGGAUCUUGGUCGACCUGGGCUUCCGCUUGCCCGGGGACAAGUACGCCGCGAUCUCGCAGUCCGUCGGUGCGCACGACCCCAUGGUCGCGGCGGGCAACAUGACCGUCCUGCUGUUGGUUGUGUUUUUGCUGGAGAUGAUCGGGGGUGCCGCUAUUUUCGGCGCGGCCAGCGGGUCCGGCCGUCAGCCAGGAGACUUCGGGUUAGACCCGUUGGACCUCACCUCGAACCCCAGCAAGAAGGCAAGAUACGAGCUCAGCGAGAUCCAGCACUGCCGUUUGGCGAUGUUGGCCUUCGGCGGCAUCGCCACGCAGGCGGUUCUCUACGGCGGCAACUUCCCGUACACCGGCCUCUAAACAGGGGCGUGCGUGUGCGUCUGCUGGGCGAGAAGGUUGAAGCGCUGCCCCGUUUGCUGUAUAACCUGCAGGAUCGGGCCGACUAUAGAUGAAAGAUAGCCCGCCGGUUCAAGGCUCGGUGUGCUUGUUCGGUUUGUUACUGGCCGUCAAACUUUAUCACGGCUGCCGUGCUUUUGGGUUGCGGCAAAGAGCCGCUAUGGUGUGUAGUACGCACGCAAAUUUUGGGGGACCGGGCGGCGCGGACGAUUCCCCCUGUAGUGCGUCCGCAGACCUUUUCGCCAUUUUUUUCGGGCUAGAGUAUAUGGUGUCUUUUAUUUUGUGGGGAAGUCCAUGCCACGAUUUUUUCCAGCGCCGGUAUGCGGUCGUGGUGUAAGUGCGGCUCGUGUGAUACCCUCCGCGCGUAGAGUUUGAACGCCGUUUGGGGUGUGUCGCGUCUUGCACAUGCCUGACCAUCAGGCGUGGAACACUAGCAACCAGCGUUCAGCGGCGAAAGAUUUUGCCCGCAGAUCGGUGUAGCGCGGGCGCUACGCUGGGUUCCUCUCACUUAACUGCUGCUGCUUUUGCAAUGUGUGGUUGAGGGUUUCCGCACGGGCGGAAAUGAUCGUCGAUUGCACUAAUUACUGCGGAUGUUCUUUUUCGAAGCCCCUCCCCUCCGGUGUGUAAAGGAAGGGUUGAGUUGAUGGUCUCGCUUCCCCCUUUUGUUGCAGCUCGCAUGGCGUGACGGCUCCAUGCUCCAUUUGGCUCUUUAUCUCGCCAAGGUGUCGCGGUCAUUCAAUGAUUUUGGUGCCGUAUUUGCGGUGGGCUUCUCUGUGCUAGGAUCUCGCCGGGCGCGUGUUGUUGAUUUUCUGGCGUUAAACACGCGGUAGCGUGUGUCCAGGAGCAUGGGACCAACCAACUUGCCUGUUCCCACGGUAACUUUGAAGCGGGAUGGCGGUGGGGAGUAAAAGGGUCGUACGAGUCGGUAUUAUGCCAUUUUUGAGCUUUAAGCACGCGUCUGAACAGCUGACGGCACGCGUGUAACGAUGAUGUUGACGUUCCCCUUGCUCGCUUCGUUUUCUUGUGUGCAACGAUGUUGUUUGCGGCCGAUCGGCUCUUGAUCGGGCAUUGAGUGAUGACGUGAUUGGUUCGAACAAUCGGAGAACGGAUUCCAUCGGGCUCGCCGUUCUCUGGUCAAGAGAGUUGCCUUCGACACGCAAGCUUUUCCCUAAAACGCCGCUACAACGGUUUUUUUGCCGUCGCGCUUCGUUUGUCCCGGUCAAACCGAUCAAUCGGUUGACCAAAUCCACCAGUCCACACACCCCGGCCCGCCUUUCUGUGUUGACUACGCGCAAUGCGCCGUGGAGAUUGGAGAGGUUUUCAGUUUGGCGGGCCGGCGGUGCUUGAGCCCUCCCAAGUGUCUACAUGCGAAAGUACAUGACAUGACCUGCCGCGCCCAGCCAACGAAGAGCGGGUCAGCGGCUGCCUGGGACCUUCUCGAAGGCACACCGGCCAAUUGCCCACAACCUACCUUCGCCUAGGGUUUGGUGUAGUGUGGCCCGAGGCGUAGCGUGUCGGAGGCAGAGGGCUGGAAGACUGGUGUCCGCCUGUGUGUCCCGUGUCCAGUUCCAAGCUCCUCACAGCACCGUGCCGUUGUACGGGGCCGCGUGACUCUUGCUUUCGGUGCCAGCUCUGAAAAUCCCAAACAAGGGGCAGAGCCACGGGCAGGCUUAAUCGUUCCUCUGAGUAGCGGGGACUUCGAACCCUCGGCUGGUUGGUCUUGACGGCCUGCCCGCCUACAUAGCCGUAAGCUCAGACUGACCCUCUGAUCUACUUUCUAAUCCAGUCAGUGUGUCAAGGCAAAACACCGGCCUUGCCUUCGAGACCCUUUUCCGGCCUA